AUGAGCAAUAAUUCGGGUCUAUUUGUGGCGUUUAACGACACAAACGUCACCGAAAGUGAUGGCAACAAACGUAACGAGAGUUUGGCUAUAAUGGAGGUGACAGUACUGGCCAUCAUAUUUGUGCUCAUAAUUGUGGGCAAUAUGUGUGUAUUGAUAGCGUUGGCCGUACGGCGCUUCAAAAUGAGCCGCAUGUAUUACUUUCUAUUGCACCUGGUCAUAUCGGACAUAAUGACCGGGUGCUUUACAGUGAUGCCGCAGUUGGCGUGGGAUAUCACCCACCGCUUCAACGGGGGUAACGUAUUGUGUAAGAGUGUGAAAUUCAUGCAACUCUUCGGACCGUACCUGUCGUCCUAUGUGCUGGUGGUGACCGCCAUCGACAGGUAUCAGGCCAUAUGUCACCCGCUGUCCAACUGUCGGUGGACUUCGCGCAAGUCUAAGCUCCAGAUUACGGCCGCUUAUGUCAUAUCGAGCCUGUGCUCAGCGCCCCAGGCGUUCAUCUUCUCCUACCGGGAGAUACCCGGCUAUAGAGGUGUAUACGACUGUUGGGCCACUUUCUCGGCCCUCCCGCCCCCGUGGGGAGAGCGGGCUUACGUCACGUGGUAUACGGUGACCGUGUUUUUCAUACCGCUCAUUAUCAUCACAUAUACCUAUGUUUACAUAUGCUAUGAGGUGUGGAAUAACGUACGCCUCAAACGCCAGACACUGAAACCGGAGAUCAGUUUUAUUGAGAUGAGAAAGAAUUGGCUGAAGACAGACAGCGAAGAUCACACUAACGCCAAAUCCGACAGUUUGGACAAUAGUUUUGGCACCAAUAGUGAUGAUAAUGGAGUCGGUAGUGGGAAAUACGUGGCCACCGGUGGUAGUGGUGGUGGCAAUUGUGGUGCCCCCAGAAGUCACUCAAUAUAUCGUAUAUCCAAAGCCAAGAUCAAGACCGUGAAAGUGACGGUAGUUGUCGUCAUCUGUUAUAUCGUGUGCUCGAGUCCUUUCAUCUGUGUCCAGGUGUGGGCCAAUUGGUGGCCCGGAGCUCAACAGACCUCGUUCUGGACCGGUAUGUAA
Molecule: messenger RNA, 1056 nt
Organism: Medioppia subpectinata
Lineage: Eukaryota; Metazoa; Arthropoda; Arachnida; Sarcoptiformes; Oppiidae
Source: the annotation of a GenBank genome assembly